AUGGCGGAGCAGCAUGACAAGGGGUACCCCGACGAAUCGGAGUUUGCGUCGGUCCCGGUGCAGCGCCAAGCCAAGCUGGGCAAGGACCUGUGGCCCCUCUAUAAACGAUUGGUGGCCGACAUGAUGCGGCGGCCAGGCCAGAGCACCAGCGCGUACCAACACAUCCUGAAGGCGCUCGAAAAGCCGGCGCACGGCGCUCACUCGGCCUACGUGCAGCUGUGGCCCUGCAUCAUCGGCACGCUCCUGCGCCAGGGCGAAGCGCGAGAGCAGGGCGAGGAGGACUCGGACAGCUGGGGCGUGCAGGUGCUCCUGGCACAGCUCCUGCCCGGCUACGACAUCGACUCCAAUCUCUGUUCCCCGUGGAUGCACCGCAUCUACGGCCUCAUCGCAAGCAACAAGACACCCGACGCUCUAAAGGUGACACUUCUGGAGUACCUGGGCACCAGCCAGAGCGGGUCGGAUCGCCUGGCGAUCAUCCCGUUCCUCACGCAGCGCAUGCAGCACGAGACCAACGACAAGGCUCGCUCGCGAGUUCACUGCGACGAGAGCAUAUUGGAGCAGGCCUACCAAGCGGCCACCCGAGUGUGGUGCGACACCGAAGGCAGUGCCGAGGGGAACAGGCUGGGCGUGCUGAGCAAGUUCGCCCUCGCGCUGCUGUGCGUGAGGAGACUCGAGGUACCACCUGCGAGUGCGAUCGAGCACGCCACCGCGCUCAUGAUCGACGACUCCGAGGUGGCCGCGGCCUGGCGGGGCUGUGUACUGGGCACGGGCAACCGGCUGCUCGAGGCCACCACGUCGGACGCCUCCCGGAACAGCAGAAGGUCGAGCUUCCUCGAUGACGAAUCAGAAGGCGAAGUCCAUUCCCCAUCGCCGGUUGAAGUUAGCAGUUCCUUCGUCCACAUCCUCCAUCACACCUUGCGACUCAUGGCCAGCAGACCCAUCAAGCGAGUGCCAGUGCUGCGCGUUGUGGUUGAGGCCGUGGCCCGUGGGGGGUGGACCGAGGGUGCCUUCCGAUGCCUCACCGAUGUCUUGGUGAUUGCACUGAUGCCGGAACCGAUGCCCAUGGGCACCUACGUUGAUGAACUCGAAACAGAAAACCAAGAAGCGGUCCCGGUGCUGCGGCAGCUGGCCCACGACCCCCGGUUCGAGCGGGCCUGGGCCUGCUGGCAGAGCUCGGAGCAGUGGGCGGUGAGGGGCCUGCCCAAUACACAGGCUGGCAUGAUGCAGUUUGUCUCGACCAAGAUCCCGCCCCAUUUGGCGGGCCGCAAGUGGCUCCCGUUACUGUCAGGUGUUGAGCAGGAGACGGAGUAUUCUCCCGUGAGUUAUUAUAGCAGCGAGACGGUGGAGUCCCUGGUUCGCGGCCUUGCCUCCCGUUGGGCCGAAAAUCAAAACAGCUACCUCGACGCUGCGCUCGACUUCUGGUUCGACGACCAGGCCUGGGAGUUCCGGGAUGAGUCCGAUCAGUCGUGGCAUCGGGUCGUUCCUUGGGUCGUCCACCUGCUCACCUGCGAGUGCGUGUCCAACAAGCCACGCCUUCUGCACCUCCUGAUGGCGAUCGCUGGCGCUGGCCGAGCAGCGACGAACUACAGCAUCGGCGGUUGGGACCUGGACUCCCUGGAGUCCGAAUGUGCAUUCUAUGGCACCGUGGGCCGACAUAUGGACACCAUCGCCGAGCUGGUGUACACGAGCAAGGACCAAGAUGUCCAGCUCAGGGCGCUGUCCGUCAUGGAGAUGUACCCGGGCUUGUGGCGCACAACGCUGCCGCACUUAGUGACCUUAUUCAGGGCUGUGGCCCACCAGGCCCCCGCCGUGCGCGUCGCCGCCUUGGCGGCCAUGUCCUACGUGGCACCCAUUCCCUGGCGGCGCAGCGAUGCGGACAACUCCGAUCAUGAGGAGGCCGAUGCGUUCCUCCAGACGAUCCGCCUGCUGGGCCUCUUCUUGCCUCUCUCCGGAGUGAAGCCGCUGAAGAGUUUGGUGGCAUUUGCGCUCGCCGAGCGUGGUGCUUCCACGCGGAGCAAAGAGCAGCUGGCAGGGCUGCCGGAAGAGCUACUGUCCUUUUUGAUGUCGCUGGGCAUCUCCACACAUCCCAAUGAUACCGCCGCAUUCCCCAGAUUUCAGGGCGGCUGA
This is a messenger RNA of Acanthamoeba castellanii str. Neff, 2127 nucleotides long. RefSeq lists its product as uncharacterized. The transcript is spliced from 18 exons. Lineage: Eukaryota; Discosea; Longamoebia; Acanthamoebidae. The record is from RefSeq and is a predicted model, not a curated record. Bases 1 to 2127 code for a protein of 708 amino acids.